UAUCCCGAGGCCGCCUUGGCGCGAGACAUUUGCGAGCGGAGUGUCUCCAAGAUGGCCGGUUGGGGAAGGAGGCGUCUUGGCCCGGGCAGCAGUGGCGGCAGCGCCCGAGAGAGGGUGAGCUUGUCGGCCACAGACUGUUACAUCGUGCACGAGAUCUACAAUGGGGAGAACGCCCAAGACCAGUUCGAGUACGAGCUGGAGCAGGCCCUGGAAGCCCAGUACAAGUACAUCGUGAUUGAGCCCACACGCAUCGGCGACGAGACGGCCCGCUGGAUCACCGUGGGCAACUGCCUGCACAAGACCGCCGUGCUGGCGGGCACCGCGUGCCUCUUCACCCCGCUGGCCCUGCCCUUAGAUUACUCCCACUACAUCUCCCUGCCUGCUGGCGUGCUCAGCCUGGCCUGCUGCACCCUGUACGGGAUCUCCUGGCAGUUUGACCCCUGCUGCAAGUACCAAGUGGAGUACGACGCCUAUAAACUGUCCCGCCUGCCCCUGCACACACUCACUUCCUCCACCCCCGUGGUGCUGGUCCGGAAGGACGACUUGCACAGAAAGAGACUGCACAACACAAUAGCCCUGGCCGCCCUGGUGUACUGUGUAAAGAAGAUUUACGAACUCUAUGCCGUAUGAUCUCAGUAGGACGGGGAGAGAAGCAAAUGACCCAGCCCACGAGAGACCCCCCCCCCCCCGAGUAUGCAGAUGGCCCCAGUAACAGUUUUUGCUCUAUGGGGCGGCAGAGCCUGGGAAGGGGUUUCGUUUAAUAUUUGUUAUUUUAAAAAAAAAAUAACACAGAUCACAGGUGUACCAAGGGUUUUUCAACUCAUUACACUAAGAUGUGGAUUUCCAGAACCCACAGGGGGUCUGAGCUGUGGGAGUCUGAGCGGGCGGUGGAGCGUGGACAGCAGCAACGCUACUGAGGGGGUAUGAAUGCGCCUGUGGGGCGGGGGGGAGGUCUUUACGUCUGUUGUUUAACUGUACCAUCCAGAGCCAACCAGAAGCUAUUGGCCAUUAAAAUUAUGAGAAUUUCAACUUCAGGUGUCCGCUGUGUCCAUGACCACCUGCAGCUGCUGCCGGCGGGCGCUUGCUCGUGGGAGCUGUGGGCACCACGCGAGCCCGCCAGCCCUGCUCCUUGCUGUGGCCUGGUGCCACCGUCCGCGGCAACAACAGGCCUUUGUGCGUGAGGCCGGCCCGGACCCCGCCCAGAGCGGUCUCACCGCACGCCAGCCUCGUUUUCAAGGCGGGCGCCGCUAAAUGCCAUUCGGGGAUGUGGCAGGACCCGGUGACGAGGCCUAGAGGUCGCCGGGUUUGCGUGCGGGGCCACGUGGAGAGCUGAGGCCUGGGACCUCCCGUCCAGAGAUUCUGAUUUGGAAGGCCCCACGGGUGAACGCCUGUAUGUUUUCAAAGCGUCGAAGCUGUUCCUGAUGUGGACCCCGAGUCGGAGCCCAGCGCCCCCCCAGCAGUCCCGUUCCACAGGAGCCGGUCCCGCGCCCCUCCCUCACAGCAGAGGGCGUGCCGCACCCCUUCCUCCAUACCCCUCGAAGGUGUUGGGUAAUUCAAAAAUCUUCCCUUCCGUAAGGAUGUCAGGUCCCCCGCCUUACCUGCAACCUUCCUGAGACCUGCUCUCAGUCCCCCCUGAAGAGCUACGUGGCACUUCCUUCUGAAGGGUCCCCCUUUAAGAAGCAGUCUAGUUUUAAAGGCCACACCGGGAAGAUCUGAUACCAGAGAAUAAUGAAGGGGUACGUGGGAAGGCGUCAAGGAGCUCAAGUGGGCGACUGGUCCGUUUAUUGUAAGGGGAGAUCCGGCGCUUUUAAAAGACUUCACAACGGACCGUGGUCCACAGAGUUUGAACAACUUCAAUUCCAAGAGGCCUAGAAAUACUAAUCACUCAGGUGAAUGCUGGGUGGCAAGAUGGUGCUGGGGGCACACUAUAGCUUACAUGGCAGUCUGGCCAUCAGCAACAAUGCUCGAUCGGUAGUGAUCCCAGACACAGGGUCUCAACGUGCAGAGCCCACAACCCCUUGGGUGUCUGACUGCUGGCUCCCAGGCCGGCCGGGCACGAAUGGCAGGUGUCUUGUAAUAAAUGGCGCAGAUUGGGAAAGGGAGCCCCAUGCUCUGCCUGCAAACCAGAUUUCAUGGGGGAGGUGGCUGGAAGCCGACAAGCAGUAGCCGUCUCGGUCGGGUCAGCUAAGCAGAAGUCCUCACCGGGAACAGAAGCCAAGUGCAAACAGGCUGGCUCCAGCUGCGCUGAACAAAGUGAUUCUUGUCGGGUGGACUAGCCGAGAUUCUGAAAUACCACCGCAGUUCCAUGUCCCCCGCCAAGGUGGAGGACUCAGGCCUGCCGCGGACCGCAGAGCGGGACUUGGGUGCUCUAGGCCUCCCCACGUGAGCAGCGGCCCAGAUUGGCUGGGAAGGGGAGCGGCAGGCCCACGCCUCCGGCGCCUGGAAGGCUUCUCCCGUUUCUCCCGCCUUUCUAAUUACCCGUCACAGUCGAGCGGGUUACACUCCUCGGUGACGUGCCGCAGGGCUCUUGACAUGGGAAACACAGGCCCAGUCAGCUGGCCCUUGCCUGCGAGGUCCACACACCAGGCCUGUGUGCGCCCACGUCCGUCAAUGCAUCGCGCCAGUAACCCAAUUACAGGAGUCUUGUUUGAAGUGCCCACUCUCACCGCAGUUUCAGAGAAGAGCAAAGAGCCUUUAGAAAGGUCAGCUCAUCGAGAAAUGCGGAGGAGCAGACCCCGGCAAACACUUACUGGCUCUCUCCUUAGCCUGUCCGCUCCCUCCCGAGCGUUCACAUCUGGUUCAGCAGCUGCGGUGCCCCAUAAGGAAAGGAAGGGAAGCGGCGUCCCUGGGAGCCUGCAGGUGGCAGGCAGCGCGCGCGGGCUGUUCCGUCUGACCACCCGGGAGCCGCGCACAGAUGUGCAGCGCUGCUGGAUGGAAACUCAUGUGCUUGUGCUUUCCACACCGACGUGGGCGCGCAGCCCAAGUGCGCAUGCUUCUGCCCUCGGCCCGGGAAACUCCAGGAGGCCCACAGAGCAGAGCGGACAGUGCCUUUGAACUUUAUGUGCAGGCAGAACCAAUGCAGAGCUUUCCCAACCUACCCACAAUCCACGGUGGGGCGGGGGGGGGGAGGGGAGGGGACGAACCCUUGAGGACAGAAAAGAGAAACGGCAACAGGAGCACCACCCCGCCCCUGGUGGCAGAUGUUCAUAUUCAAACACCGGCUUGAAAGCAAGAGUGGGGUCCUGGCCGGGGGCACAGUGUGUGUGUGUGGGGGGGGGCUCGCCCUCCCAGGCCGGGGAGCCCCGCCUUCACGCCAGCGCGCCCUCCAGGGGGACGUUCCAGAACACUGACGUCGCUGGCCCUCCUUAGUCCUCUCCCUCGUUUCCGAGGCCAAAAGGAGCAUCUGUGCGGCGGGAGCUCAUCUCUACUACCUCUCCGAUACUGCCCACCUCCUCAGGAGCAGCUGGCUGGGCCUCGGACAGCGUCUGCCAGCCGGCCGGAGGUAGCUAGAUUUUAAUGAUUGGUUGUGUUCCAUUUGCUGUUGAUACGGCAGAAUAUAAAGUUUCUAAAGUAAGUUUAAGAAAGUGAGUGUGAGUCUUUUAAAAAUAGGAGGUAAAUGAACGUCCAGUGGUUUGGAAUCGGGCUCAGGGGUCGUGUGUAGGUUAAGAGACCCUUUGUGUCUGCUCCAAGCUCCGCGUCCGGACCCGCGCCUGAGUCGGGGCUUGGCGGGCCCCCAGCCGCUGCCCCAGUGAGCCCCACAGCAACACCCUCCGCAGCGGAGUGGGUGCCGUGUUUUGAUGACCGACCCGUGUGGCUGCUGAGCAUGUGUUCUUUAGAGGACAGCAGGUCACAUCGUGUCCAGUUGCUGCCCGUUCUGUUUAACGGAGAGAAAAGGACAGCACCUGGAUCCGGGCCCCGCUGAAAGUGCCAGUCAACUGAGUGCCCGAGGAGAGCUGUUCUGUCGUUCCCGUUUGGACGCACAGCUUCCUCUGUCACUGCCUUUCCCGAGGACGUGCUGGGCACUGGGCAAUUUUAUUCCAUCUCAGAGUAGGCUUUAGAGUGGCCGCCACGGCUGUCGUGGGCCCAGCUCUUCCCUGGCUCUAACGGCCCUGACGUGAACAGGAAGAUCGUUCUCUCCCCCGUUAGGGUGGAGCAGGUGCUUUCUGCGGAAAACAGGGAGCUGCCC
Messenger RNA from Zalophus californianus (California sea lion), 4186 nucleotides. It is a transcript of the gene TMEM11, whose product is annotated as transmembrane protein 11. Gene Ontology annotation, biological process: inner mitochondrial membrane organization. The transcript is spliced from 2 exons. Bases 52 to 630 code for a protein of 192 amino acids. The record is from RefSeq and is a predicted model, not a curated record. NCBI's taxonomy places the organism in Eukaryota, Metazoa, Chordata, Mammalia, Carnivora, Otariidae. Gene Ontology annotation, cellular component: mitochondrial inner membrane.